Messenger RNA from Thrips palmi, 2645 nucleotides. Its product is annotated as multiple epidermal growth factor-like domains protein 6. NCBI's taxonomy places the organism in Eukaryota, Metazoa, Arthropoda, Insecta, Thysanoptera, Thripidae. The record is from RefSeq and is a predicted model, not a curated record.
GCGCAGAACGCAGAGCGCCGCGACGCCGCCUGACACUCACUCUCCGCCAUGGCGCGACUCACGACGCACGGCGCCGUCCUGGCCGCCACCGCCGUGGUCCUGGUGCUCACCGCGAGGCCCUCCGUCCAGCAGGGCUCGUCCAUCCAGCUGCCCUGCACGUCCGUGGACGACUGCGACACUGCGGGGGCCGUGUGCGACGCCGGGGCCUGCUCCUGCCCGCGCGGCCAGGUCAUGACGAGCGACCUAACCCGCUGCCUGCCAGGCGCGGGCGAGUGGGGCGCGGCCUGCAGCGACGCGGUGCAGUGCGUGUCGCGGCUGCUCGUCGGCGGCUCCUGCUCCGCCGCGGAGGUCAUCACGUCGGUGCUGGAGCCGGCCGCCCCGGCCGCCAACGUGUGCCAGUGCGCCCAGGGCUACCACUACCUGCAGGGACAGUGCUGGCGCAGCGCAGGUCUAGGAGCGUCGUGCAAGCGCUCGGAGAACUGCUACGCGAACCACGACAGCGAGUCGGUGGCGUGCAAGGACAAGGUGUGCGCGUGCGCGGACGGCUUCUACCAGCGCGAGUACUCGUCCUGCCGCAGAAUCAGCACAGCGUACGGGCAAGAGUGCGGUAUCGUCCAGGACUGCCAGUACGAGUUCUCGGCGUGCACCAACAGGCGCUGCCGUUGCGAGGCGGGCUACAAGUACGACAAGGACAAGAAGUGCGCGCCGGCCGCGCGCCCGCCACAGUCCGUCUCGAAGUCGGCGAGGCCGACGACGUGGAGGACGUCCUGCCUGGCGUCGCGUGGCAUGCGCUGUUCGGCGACAAGACGGCCCCGAAGGACGACCCGAAGGUCGCCGUCCACCACACACUGCGAGCCGUUGCAGCGGACGCGGCCUUGCACCACCGCGGCGGACUGCGGCGCGCACAGCGACUGCGAGAGCGGCGCCUGCGUCUGCCAGCGGGGCUACUUCAAGCUGGAGGGCGAGGCUGCGUGCCACCCCGAGGUGCUGCAGACGUGUGCCCAGGACGCGGACUGCACCAUGAAGAACGCCGUGUGCCGGGCCGUGGGGGACACCAAGGUGUGCUCCUGCAAGGGCGGCUACAUCGCCAGCAUGGACAUGAGGAUCUGCCGCAAAAUGUCGCGCGCGCUGGACUGGAGCUGCCUCCACGACGAGCAGUGCGGCUACUUCGGCCCGGGGGCCUCGUGCGUCUCCAAGCGCUGCAAGUGUGCCAGCGGCACCCACUGGCUGGCGGAGCAGCAGUACUGCUGGGUGUCUCGAGUGGUGGGCGAGCAGUGCGUGGCGUCCGAGGACUGCGCGGGGCUGGGCAGCGGCGGCGUGUGCGGCUGGACCAACGCCGACGGCGAGGUGACGGGCGACGGCGGCGCCUCGGUGUGCGGCUGCGCGUCCGGCUUCCACGCGGCGGCGGACGGCGCGUCGUGCCGCGUGGACGCGGAGGGCGUGGGCGCGGAGUGCCAGCAGGACGAGGACUGCGUCACGGAGCACACGGCGUGCCGCCAGGGCGCGUGCGCCUGCCUCGCCGGCUUCAUCCCGGACGCCAGCGGCAAGGGCUGCCAGCCGGGCGUGGGCGGGCCCUGCACGUCGGACUCCCAGUGUGCCGCCAAGGGGUCCCAGUGCGUCGAGUCCAAGUGCGCCUGUCCGAGCGACUACGUCUCAGCCGAGGCCGGCGACGCGUGUCUUGAAGAGGUGACCACCGUGAACGGGACCUGCACCGAGUCGGCGCAGUGCGCGCUGCUCAACACGGGCUGCACGGACGGCGCCUGCCGCUGCGCCGAGGACCAGCACUUCAAGGGCGACCGCUGUCAGCGCAAAAGAGGCCUGGGCCAGCGCUGCUCCUCGAGCUCCGAGUGCUACCUGCCGGACUUCCCCGAGCGCAGCGAGUGCCGUAACGGGGUGUGCAAGUGCCUGUUCGGGUUCAACAACGACAACGACAAGACGUGCUCGGGCGCCGCAGGCCUCCCCGGCGUGUCCGCGUCCGCACUGGCGGUCGUUGCCUGCCUCUCCUUGGUGUGGUCGAGGCGCGGCUAAAAUAGCCGCCACCCCUCGCCUCGCCGCCACGCCACGCCACGCCGCUGGCCCUGAGAUGCCGUCUUGAGAUAACGAGACAGUAGCAAUUAAGUAGAUGCGGCCGAGGCGGCAGAUUUAUUCGCGACCCGCCUGGCCGGGGAGGGGGGAGGGGGAGAAUUGCGGCUUCGUGUGGGAGCCGCGGCCACGCGUGGGUGAAGUGGGGUGGUGUUGGGGAGGCUCAACAAGAAACUCCAACAGCUCUCUGUGAUUUUUUUUUAGAUGUUAAUGUUAAUUAUAUUUUUUACGCGUCUGUUGUUUGAUAGACUGUAAGUGUGUGUGUGAGUGCGUGUGUGUGCGAGGUGUCCCGUUUUGCGGCUGGUGUGGAUAGGCAAUCCAGUUUCCUGUGCCUGGAUUGCUCGCGAUCGCUCCAAGAACGUUGUACUAUUUGUGUGUCUUGUUUUGUUUGUUUGUUUGAGAGGUUGAGUGCGACUGAAUAAUGCGAUUCCACGUCAGUCUGACGUAGAAGCAUUCUCUGCAGUUUCCGUCCACGUUGUGCAGUGCAUGCCGAUUGCCAUUGUACCUAAGAUAUUAUUAUAAUGUAAUUUAUACCUGAAAAUAAAAGAUCACGAUUUUUCCAA